UCCGCCGCCGGGCCAGGCAGGGUCCAGGAUGCGCGCCUGCGCAGUGGCGGCGGGCGCUGUCGGAAGCACGGCGCGGACGGCGGGGGAGACCCGGGACCACCGCCUCUUCCCAUAGCGCGUACCCAGCUCACGUCAGCCGCCGGGGCCCGGGCUGCCCGGGCAGAGUAUGGCGGCGGCGGCCGAGCCCGGGCCCCGCGCCUGGCUCGGCGGCGGCUCGCCGCGCACUAGCAGCCCGGCUUCUAGCCCCGAUCUGGACAGCAGAGGCCGCGCGCGGCAGGGGCCGAGGUCCGGGCCGGGGUCGGGGCCGGAGCGAGCGGGCGCCAGGACCCCGGGCCCCGCUGCAUCGGGCCACACCUUCCGGAAGGUGACGCUCACCAAGCCCACCUACUGCCAUCUCUGCUCCGAUUUCAUCUGGGGGCUGGCUGGCUUCCUGUGCGACGUCUGCAACUUCAUGUCCCAUGAGAAGUGCCUGAAGCUUGUGAAGACCCCCUGCACCAGCGUGGCGCCCAGCCUGGUCCGAGUCCCUGUGGCCCAUUGCUUUGGCCCCCGGGGGGUUUACAAGCGCAAGUUCUGCGCCGUGUGCCGCAAGAGCCUGGAGGCCCCUGCGCUCCGCUGUGAAGUGUGUGAGCUGCACCUUCACCCCGACUGCGUGCCCUUCGCCUGCAGCGACUGCCGCCAGUGCCACCAGGAUGGGCACCGGGACCACGACACGCACUACCACCACUGGCGGGAGGGGAACCUGCCCUCAGGCGCGCGCUGCGAGGUCUGCAGGAGGACAUGCGGCUCCUCCGACGUGCUGGCUGGUCUGCGCUGCGAGUGGUGCGGCGUCCAGGUCCACGCAGUCUGCUCCGCGGCGCUCGCCCCCGAGUGCUCGUUCGGGCGCCUGCGCACCAUGGUCCUGCCCCCGGCCUGCGUGCGCCUGCUGUCCCGCAACUUCAGCAAGAUGCACUGCUUCCGCAUCUCCGAGAGUGCGGUCCCGGAGCCCGGCGAGGGGGACCCCGCUGCAGACGGAAGCGCUCAUGCCUGCCCGGGCAGAGAGGUGCCGCCGCAGGAGUCCAGGCCAGACAAGCAGACGCUGAGGAUCUUCGACGGCAGCGACGCUGUGCACCGGGGCCACUUCCGCGUCAUCAGCGUUCCGCGCCAGGCCGGGAGCCAGGAGGUGCUGGAGGCAGCCCUGCGAGCCUACUACAUCACGGAGGACCCCGGCGACUUUGAGCUGCAGGCGCUCCCCACAGCACUGCGGGCUGGCGACCCCGCGGCCAGGGGCCAGGCCCAGAGUGGCGGGGCUUUGGAGGAGGAGGGCAGCAGGGGCCCCGGGCCCCCAGAGAGUGUUCCUGUGGCCGAGGCCCGGAUCAUCCGCGCCCUGCCCCGCACCCAGGACGUCCUGAAGGUCUACCCUGCCUGGCUCAAGGUGGGUGUGGCCUACGUGUCCAUUCGCUUGACUGCAGACAGCACUGCCCGGACUGUGGUGCUGGAGGCCCUCCCGCUGCUCGGGCGUCAGGCCGAGGGUCCUGAGAGCUUCCAGCUGGUGGAGGUCCUCAUGGGCAGCAGGCAAGGUGAGAGGGUGGCCGGCAGCCCAUGCCCUAAGCAGCCUGUUCCUUGCGCCCUGGGGCGUGAGGGCGGCCGUCUGCAGGCUUGGGUGCCGUGCAGUGCUGACAGCCAUGCCCCCCACCCCGUAGUGCAGCGGACGGUACUGGCUGACGAAGAGCUUUUGCUCCACCGGCUCCGUGACAUCCGGCAGACAUCCCUGCGGCAGAUGAGUCAGACCCGCUUCUACCUGGCUGAGAGCAGGCCUGUGGCCCCCCGAGUCUCCCUGUUCGUUGGUGGCCUGCCUCCUGGCCUGUGCCUGCGGGAGUAUAGCAGUCUGCUGGAUGAGGCUGUGGCCACUAAAGCUGGCCUGGUGUCUGUGAGCCAUGUCUAUGCCUCCCAAGGUGCUGCAGUGCUGGAUGUGGCCUGCUUCACGGAGGCCGAACGGCUGUACAUGCUGGUCAAAGACACGGCUGUGCACAGCCAGCCGCUGACUGCCCUGGUGCUCCCGGACGUGCUGCACACGAAGCUACCCCCAGACUGCUGCCCCCUCCUCGUGUUUGUGAACCCCAAGAGUGGAGGCCUCAGGGGCCGUGACUUGCUCUGCAGUUUCCGGAAGCUGCUGAACCCUCACCAGGUUUUUGAGCUGACCAAUGGGGGUCCUCUUCCUGGGCUCCACGUGUUCUCCCAGGUGCCCCACUUCCGGGUGCUGGUGUGUGGUGGGGACGGCACCGUGGGCUGGGUGCUUUCUGCCCUGGAGGAGACGCGGCACCGUCUGGCCUGCCGGGAGCCUCCUGUGGCCAUCCUGCCCCUGGGCACAGGGAACGACCUGGGUCGCGUCCUCCGCUGGGGCGCAGGCUACAGUGGGGAAGACCUGUUCUCGGUGCUGGUGUCAGUGGACGAGGCCGACACCGUCCUUGUGGACCGCUGGACCAUCUUGCUGGAUGCUCAUGAGGCCAACGGCGCAGAGAACAGUGUGGCCGACCUGGAGCCCCCAAAGAUCGUGCAGAUGAGCAACUACUGUGGGAUUGGCAUCGAUGCAGAGCUGAGCCUGGACUUCCAUCAGGCCCGAGAGGAGGAGCCCAGCAAGUUCACGAGCAGGUUCCACAACAAGGGUGUGUACGUGCGGGUCGGGCUGCAGAAGAUGAGCCACUCCCGCAGCCUGCACAGGGAGAUCCAGCUGCAGGUGGAGCAGCGGGAGGUGGAGCUGCCCAGCAUCGAGGGCCUCAUCUUCAUCAACAUCCCCAGCUGGGGCUCGGGGGCCGACCUGUGGGGUCCGGACAGCGACUCCAGGUUUGAGAAACCACGGAUGGACGAUGGGCUGUUGGAGGUGGUGGGGGUGACAGGCGUCAUGCACAUGGGCCAGGUCCAGGGCGGGCUGCGUUCCGGCAUCCGCAUCGCCCAGGGCGCCUACUUCCGGGUCACCCUGCUCAAGGCCACACCUGUGCAGGUUGAUGGUGAGCCUUGGAUACAGGCUCCUGGCCACAUGAUCAUCUCGGCCGUGGGCCCCAAGCUGCUCUCACCUCCUGACCUUGGCACCGUGAGCCUGUCUGUGACCCAGAGGUGGCUACACUGCGUAGCAGGGCCCAAGGAGGCCAGGCAGCCCGGCCACCACCUCGAGGAAAGCAUGUGGUGCCCGGAGGCACCAGGAGGAGCGGGCAGCAGGGACCAGAAGGGACCAGAGCUGAGCAGCGGGGCCCAGGAAGCAACGACAGCAGAAAGCACGUGGGAACCAGCUUUAAUCACUGAGGACACUUGGCACUUUGCGUCUCGUUUGUGAACAGUCAGCGUGGCUGCUCCCAGUGUCUGCUGAGCAGACACGACUUCCGCGGUCUCAGGCUGCUUGCAGCUGCCAGCUCUGCUGGCCCAAGUCUGGACCACCCACACCUCAGACCCCAGGAGGAACCCGACCAAAGCUUCAGCCUGCCCGGGGAACUUCUGGCUGCCCCGGAGGCUCCACCGUUGACCCUGGGCAGGGUCCCUUUGCUGCUGGCACCUCUGGCAGGGCUGGUGGCUUUGCCUCAACCUCAGACGUGGCCCCGCCCAGUCUGUGCCCCCACAGCUUCUGCCAAAGCUGCACCCGUAAUAUACAGAACAGCUUGUGGUAUUGUCUUGUGUGCCUCCAGGGUGUGUGGCCCGCCCUCGCCCCCGUGGUGUCCCCUGUCUAUGCCCUGUGGGCCCUGCUGCUGUUGUGGGACCACCCGUGAGGUGUGCUUGGGGACCCUGCCCUGCAACCCCAUGUUUAUGCCCAGAGGCGCCCCCCGUGUAGCCCACACUACGUGCACUGACUCAAGUCCCCCACAAUACAGUCUGGGUGCCGCCA
Artibeus jamaicensis (Jamaican fruit-eating bat) is the source of this 3850-nucleotide messenger RNA. It is a transcript of the gene DGKQ, whose product is annotated as diacylglycerol kinase theta. Gene Ontology annotation, biological process: diacylglycerol metabolic process; intracellular signal transduction; lipid phosphorylation. The record is from RefSeq and is a predicted model, not a curated record. Gene Ontology annotation, molecular function: ATP-dependent diacylglycerol kinase activity. The coding region runs from base 167 to 3307 and encodes 1046 amino acids. Lineage: Eukaryota; Metazoa; Chordata; Mammalia; Chiroptera; Phyllostomidae. The transcript has 22 exons.